UGCAUGUUAAAGUGAUUAUAUUCUCUUUGGUUAAAAUCAAAAAUUGAAGAUUUUAGAUUUUCAUCAGCGUAAAAAGUACUCUGGAUUUUCAUGUUUUGAAUUUUCAUUUAGUUCCAAGGUAAUAAGGUUAGAAUAGAUUAUUUAUCAAUACAAGUUCUACAAGGAAGCUAUUAAUCAUUAACAUGAAUUCCGAAAUAAUCACAACUCCACCAUCAGUGUCUUGGGCGCAGAGAAAUUCCUAUGUGUUUUUAACUUUUAACGUAGAGUGUGAAAAACCGGAUAUCAAAAUAGAGAGAAAACUAGUGUCCUUUAAAGGUAUAUGUGCACCAGAACAGAAGUUAUAUGAAGUUGAAAUACCAUUGUAUGCAGAAAUAGAUCCAGAAAAGAGUAGUCAUUUGAAUAAAGGCAGAAUUAUUGAGGUUUUUUUGGCAAAGGAGCAACAAGAGGAAUCAUUCUGGCCCUCUUUGACAAGUGAUAGAAAGAAGCACCAUUGGCUUAGAGUGGAUUUUGACCGAUGGCAGGAUGAGGAAGAGAGUAGCGACGAGCAAAUGAAUGAUGAUUCUGACAACAUGUUCAACUCAAGACCUUUUGGAGAGGAUUAUGAGCUUAAUGACUCAAGUUCCAAUGAAGAGGAGGACUUGCCUGAUAUACAAUAACAGCAAGAAAUAGUCCAAUAGUAAAUGCUUAAUUAUACAAGGAAUUUUAGA
Maniola jurtina (meadow brown) is the source of this 707-nucleotide messenger RNA. RefSeq lists its product as uncharacterized. Gene Ontology annotation, biological process: protein folding; chaperone-mediated protein complex assembly. Lineage: Eukaryota; Metazoa; Arthropoda; Insecta; Lepidoptera; Nymphalidae. The transcript is spliced from 2 exons. The record is from RefSeq and is a predicted model, not a curated record. Gene Ontology annotation, molecular function: Hsp90 protein binding; protein-folding chaperone binding. Gene Ontology annotation, cellular component: cytosol; nucleus. Bases 183 to 656 code for a protein of 157 amino acids.